Trichoderma citrinoviride is the source of this 2385-nucleotide messenger RNA. Its product is annotated as apses-domain-containing protein. Gene Ontology annotation, molecular function: protein binding; transcription coactivator activity; DNA binding. The record is from RefSeq and is a predicted model, not a curated record. Bases 1 to 2385 code for a protein of 794 amino acids. Gene Ontology annotation, cellular component: SBF transcription complex; MBF transcription complex. Lineage: Eukaryota; Fungi; Ascomycota; Sordariomycetes; Hypocreales; Hypocreaceae. The transcript has 4 exons.
AUGAGCCAGCAGUCCCAGCCGGGGCGCACCGCCUCCUUCAACCGCGGCUACAACGGCAGCGUCGAAGGGCCUCAGAUCUACUCGGCGUCGUAUUCGGGUGUCGACGUGUACGAGAUGGAGGUCAACAGCAUUGCCGUCAUGCGCCGCCGCCACGACUCCUGGCUCAAUGCCACCCAGAUCCUCAAGGUCGCCGGCGUCGACAAGGGCAAGCGCACCAAGAUCCUCGAAAAGGAGAUCCAGAUUGGCGAGCACGAAAAGGUCCAGGGCGGCUACGGCAAAUACCAGGGCACCUGGAUCAAGUUCGACCGCGGCGUCGAGGUCUGCCGCCAGUACGGCGUCGAGGAGCUGCUGCGGCCGCUGCUCACCUACGACAUGGGCCAGGAUGGCGGUGUCGCGGGACGGGGCGACUUCAACACGCCCACCAAGGAGCAGGCCAUGGCCGCGCAGAGGAAGCGCAUGUACAAUGCCGGCGCGGACGGGAGACCCAAUGGCCUGUCGGGCACCUUUUUCAAGAACAUCUCGAGCACCGCAUCCCACGCAGUCGCCGCCAUCAGCAAGGCUCGCUUUGGCUCUCCGGGACCCAGGAACCGGAACGGGCCGACCAGAGCCCCCAGCUUCAGCCGCCAGCCCUCGAUGCAGAAUGGCGAUGAUUUCCCAGGCAACUCCCAGCAGAGUUACACCUCCGACUACACCAACCCGGCCUCAUCUCAACAUCAGCAGCCCCAAUUGAAUGGCAGUGUGAGCAUGCCCGACAACGAGCCGCCUAGGAAACGGGCACGGGUCACCAUGACUCCCGCCGACAGCUUUGGCUCCUAUAGUCAAAACAUCGAUCCAUACGCCGCCAACUUCCCGGGCUCACCCACAGAACCAAACGAAUCCUUUGUCUAUACGCAGAACACACUGAACGACCGCGACGCCGUCGACGAGGGCAGCGGCCCGUUACCUCCGCUGCCGUACGAGAUGUCGCCCGACGUGGAGAUCAAACGGAGCAUGCUGAUGGGGCUCUUCAUGGACUCGGCUACCGAGGAGCUAUCGCACGACAUGCUUCAGACAUUUACGCCUCUCGAACUCGACAUGCCCAUCGAUCCGCAGAGCCACACCGCACUGCACUGGGCAGCCACACUCGCCCGAAUGCCUCUGCUGCGGGCUCUCAUCACCGCCGGAGCCUCGCCGCGACGCGUGAAUGCAUCGGGAGAGACUGCUCUGAUGCGGGCAUGUCUCGUGACCAACUCCAUGGACCAGGGCUCAUUUCCGGAUCUUCUGGAGGUAUUGGGAGGCACCAUUGAGUUCCGUGACCACAAGGGACGGACCGUCUUACACCACAUCGCAGUUACAAGUGCGGUCAAAGGCCGCAACGCCGCCAGCCGAUAUUACCUCGAGAGCCUCCUGGAGUGGGUAGUAAGACAAGGCAGUGUUCCCAACAGUCAAGCAACGCAAUUAAACGGUCACGGGCUCAACGGGUCGCAAAGCAUUCCUAAGAUGGGCAUUGCGCGGUUCAUGUCUGAGAUUGUCAAUGCCCAGGACAGCUCAGGGGACACGGCACUCAACAUUGCCGCGCGGAUUGGAAACAGGAGUAUAAUAUCCCAGCUUCUAGAGGUCGGCGCUGAUCCAGAGAUUGCCAACCGCGUCGGGUUGCGGCCCCUCGAUUUUGGCAUUGGCGGCGAGAAUGCCGAGGGAAAGCCAAACGGGGAUGCCGCUGUUGAGAAGAAUGGCGCCCCUGGAUCGAACCAGCGAAGCCGUGAGAGCAGCGACGAGAUUAUUGAAUCGAUUACCCAUCUCCUGAACGAAACUGGCGCCACCUUCCAGCAGGAAAUGAAGGCCAAACAGGCCUCCCUCGACAACCUGCACGCCACCCUCCGGACAACAUCCACCCAGCUCGGCGAGGCCCGCCGAAGCGUCGAGCAGAUCACCGCUACGCUUAAGAAGCAGCAGCUCGCCCGCCAAAAGGUCGCCAACCUCACGCACGCCCGGGAAGACGACCAGUUCAGGAUCAUGAACGAACAGUCCAACGCCGCGCAGUCCAACCCGUCGUCUUCGUGGGAAACGGAGCUCGCCGCCAUGCUGGAGGCCGCGGACGAAGCCUCCACGUCGGGCGGCUUCGCCAGCGAGGGAAUGCUGCCUUCCGCGACGAUUUUGCGGGCGCGCAUCCGGGCCAUUGAGAGUCGCAAGGAGGUCACGCGCAAGAUGGUGCAGGCGCUCAAGGGGCGGAGCCGCGACGUGGAGAUCAAGUAUCGCCGUGUCGUGGCGCUGUGCACGGGCGUUCCGGAGACGGAGGUGGAUGCCGUCGUCGACGGCCUGCUCAAGGCCGUGGAGAGCGAGAAGGACGAGCUGGAGAUUGGGAGGGUGAGGAGGUUCCUUGGAGGCGUCGAGGGGGUGGUGCACUAG